Messenger RNA from Filobasidium floriforme, 1598 nucleotides. RefSeq lists its product as uncharacterized. The transcript has a single exon. The record is from RefSeq and is a predicted model, not a curated record. The coding region runs from base 77 to 1462 and encodes 461 amino acids. NCBI's taxonomy places the organism in Eukaryota, Fungi, Basidiomycota, Tremellomycetes, Filobasidiales, Filobasidiaceae.
CGAUCAGAUCGUGAUGUCCAACAGCACACAAACCCGAGUCGCUUCUGAGAUCUGGAUCUGACACUGUUUCACGACCAUGAUCAACGCUCGUAAACGCCAUCGAUCCCCAUCGACCUCUUCCGACGAACUCGACCGCUUCCGACGACCCCACCCUCACGCGAACGGGGGGUAUUCGACAAGAGAACCGACGUUAUCUCCAUCUCGUGCUGAUGACACUACCGAUUUGGAUACGAGCGAUGGAGAAUACUUAUCUGCUGGACAUGGAACUGGGCACUGGACGGGGGAAGGCCCGGCGAGGAAACGGAGGAGAGGGGUGUUGAGGAACAAGAUGGAGAAGAUGGGGCUGGUCAACGAGGAGCCGAUCUCUGAGCCCCAGGCGUUUCCUUCGUCUGUCACGACGGGAUGGAACUUGCCCACACAGGAAAACGGGCCCUGGGUACAGCCUACGGCAACGUUGGAUGAUUCUGGUCUUAACCUGCGGGAGACGAGCGCUCGAGACCGAAUCCCGUACGAGGAUCUCGGCAGGGUGGCUUAUCCUACCACGAUCGAGAGCCCACUGGAAGAGACUUCCUCCUGGGGCGAGGCUUCAUCUGCGUCCAUACCUCCACGAGAACGAGUUCAAAGCCGGGACGAAGGGCACGAUGAGGACGACAGCAUGAUGAUGGACCAGAACGAAGUGAACGAUGAUAACGACAACAACGACAUUCGGGGCACCCGACGUAAACGCCAAAAGACAUGGUACGAGCCCGAGAAAGACCGGAUCGUUGUCACCUCCCUAUCCGACUCGGAGGACGACGAUGACGACAACGAGGCGGCCUAUGGGCAGAGGUCGAGGUCUGACCACGGUAAAGUCCGGUCGGACGGAUUGAUCGAUCUGGAUGACGAGGCCGACAUCAUCGAUAUCACCCAUCGACGCGCUGACAGCCCCGAUCGAGAUCAGGAUGGAGGCCUCCUAAGCCGAGCGGCGUACCCUUACGAUAAUGCCAAAAAUGCAGUCAAGGUCGAGGACGACCUCGCUGCUGGACUCGCUACGGGCAAAUUCACCCAACCGGGAGUCAAGGGGUUCACCAUCUCCCCCUCCCUGCUCUCCCGGCUGAAUCAGCUCAAUGAACGUCAACGUGCUGAACUGAGUAUGGGUUUGGGGCUGGGGCGUGGCGGGUGGGACGAUAGUCUAAGGCCCGGAGCUGGAGGGAAGGGAAACGGACGGGGACUGGUACUGUACAAGGCUUUACCGGGAACUAACCCGGGCGCUGUCGGAGGAGGCUAUUCUGUGCGGUCGACUGGAGCGGGGCUGGGGGAGGAGGGAGAUAUGGGUUCGCGAUUCGAGCUCGUACAGGACGACGAUGACGGGGUCGGGAGGGAUGAUGUAACGAUGGAGGGUGGGAUGGAGGUGGAUGACGGGCAGAUGGUGGAACAGGAGCAAGGGCAGCAGAUGGAGAUGGAGGACAUGGAGAUGGGAUAAGGGUUCAAGAGGAGGGUCGACUGAUUGCGGAGAGGUCUCUGCUUUACGUAUACAAACAAAGGUUGUACAAUUCAGAUCAGGCUGGCGACAAUGUCAGCGUCCUUCCAUAAUGCAAUACGCAAGACGAAUGAACAUA